CCGAACGGACCCGAACGGACCCGAACGGACCCGAACGGUUCUGAACGGUCCCAAACGGUCCCAAACGGACCCGAACGGACCCGAACGGUCCCGAACGGUUCUGAACGGACCCGAAGGGACCCGAACGGACCCGAACGGUCCCAAACGGCCCCAAUGGUGUCUCUGCUGUGCUGUGGGCCCAAGAUGGCCGCCUGCGGGAUGGUGCUGAGCGCAUGGGGGGUCAUCAUGUUGCUGCUCUUGGGCAUCUUCUUCAAUGUUCACUCGGCUGCUCUCAUUGAGGAUGUUCCCUUGGCUGAGGAUGAUUUCACUGACGGCCCCGAGCGGAUCUACGCCCGCUAUGAGCAGGUCUCCUACAGCUGCUUCAUUGCUGCUGCUCUUUAUGCCCUCCUGGGAGCUCUGUCCUUGUGCCAGAGCCGCCUGCACAAGCGCAAGGAGUUCCUGGUGCGCUAGGACGGACCCGAAAACACCGGAUUUCACCCCAAAAUACACCUGAAACACCCAUUUUCACCCCAAAAACACCCAUUUUCAC
Molecule: messenger RNA, 529 nt
Organism: Melopsittacus undulatus (budgerigar)
Lineage: Eukaryota; Metazoa; Chordata; Aves; Psittaciformes; Psittaculidae
Gene: RNASEK
Product: ribonuclease K
Exons: 3
Coding region: 154-450 (98 amino acids)
Biological process (GO): nucleic acid metabolic process
Molecular function (GO): RNA endonuclease activity
Source: RefSeq, a predicted model, not a curated record